Messenger RNA from Rotaria sp. Silwood1, 741 nucleotides. The record is from the annotation of a GenBank genome assembly. Lineage: Eukaryota; Metazoa; Rotifera; Eurotatoria; Philodinida; Philodinidae.
AUGAAUUCAAUCUAUUGCAAAGGUUUUCGUUUAGUUUUACUUUUUACAUUCUGCCCAUGCUUCUGUCUGACAUCACUUUACCAUUGUAAUUUUGAUACACAAACAUCAAGUAAUUGUCUAUUGAAGAAAACAUUAGAUGCACCAACUCUAAUUCAUGCAACUGGUUCACUUCAAGACGAAAUACCUACCCAGACAUUAACUGAUAAUACAUCUAUUCUGACAUAUGCGUUUGUUAAAACACCUCGUGUUGGUGCAUUUGAUCAUACUUAUUCAGCAUUAGUGAAAAAAGGAGAAAAUAGUAUGCAAUGUCUCGAUUUUUAUUACUAUAUCACUGACAGUUCACACAAUGCCAAAAUCGGUGUUGAGUUGGACAUUGGUUCAACAAGACAACCAAUUAUAGAGUUGAUAGCAACACCCAAUAGCAAAUGGCAACAUUGUCAACAUUCAUAUAGUCGGCCAUCAUCAAGUACCUAUCAUCUCUCGUUUAAUUUCCGCAUUGAUAGUGGUAAUGAGACAAACAAUAAAUCAUAUAGCCCAAUUUAUUUUGCACUUGAUGAUAUUGACUUACAUGAUGGUGAUUGUGCAACUGGUCCUAAUCUCGCUCUAAUACUUGGCCUUUCAUUAGGACUCGGUAUUCCAGCUGUGGCUGGCGCUAUUGGCGGUUCUGUCUAUUAUUUUGGAAAAAAAAAACAUAUAAGAUUUAUGAUAUCUCAAUUAGUUAAAGCUAUUGAAUUAUCUUAG